Messenger RNA from Lepidothrix coronata (blue-crowned manakin), 3728 nucleotides. Its product is annotated as mucin-5AC-like. Bases 1 to 3711 code for a protein of 1236 amino acids. NCBI's taxonomy places the organism in Eukaryota, Metazoa, Chordata, Aves, Passeriformes, Pipridae. The transcript has 28 exons. The record is from RefSeq and is a predicted model, not a curated record. Gene Ontology annotation, cellular component: extracellular matrix. Gene Ontology annotation, molecular function: protein binding.
AUGUCGUUACCAGAAUGGGCUUUCCUAUUAGCACUGUGCUUUGUCCAUCAGAUAGGAGGUCAGAUUGGAAUCCAAAUAGGAGGCAAAUUCUCUGGGGGUCUUCUACAAAACCAAAACGCUUCUCUCACAGUUUCAGCCAAGUUGAACAUCAUCCCAUCAAUGCUGACAAAUCUAAUAGUAACACCCUCAAAUCCUGCUCACAAUGGCCGUGUAUGCAGCACAUGGGGCAACUUCCACUUCAAGACCUUUGAUGGAGACAUAUUCUACUUCCCUGGGCUCUGUAAUUAUGUUUUUGCCUCCCAUUGCAACGCUGCCUAUGAGGACUUCAACAUCCAGAUUAGGCGUGAAGUGGUGGCAAAUGCUCCAACAAUCAACCGUAUCACCAUGAAGCUUGAAGGUGUAGUUGCUGAACUAACAAAGGGUGCUGUCAUGAUCAACAGCAAUAGAGUUCAGCUGCCAUACAGUCAAUCUGGCAUUAUCAUAGAGAAAAGCAGCAUUUACGUGAAAGUUGGCAGCAAAAUUGGUGUCGUGUUAUUAUGGAAUGAAGAUGACAGCAUCCUGCUGGAAUUGAAUGAGAAAUACGCCAAUCAGACUUGUGGACUUUGCGGGGACUUCAAUGGCCUUCCAAUUUACAAUGAAUUCUUUUCAAACAAUAUUAGGAUGUCUGCCUUGCAAUUUGGAAAUAUGCACAAAAUGGAUGGGCCAACAGAACACUGUGAAGACCCCACUUCUACCCUGCCAUCUAAUUGCUCUGAUAAUCUUGAUGACAUAUGCCAGAAAACAUUGACCAGCUCUGCAUUUGCAGAAUGUAAUGACCUUGUUGAUGUUAGAGAGUACAUUACAGCUUGCCAAGAUGACUUGUGCCGCUCUGAAGAAUCUAAAAACGCCUCAUGUAUUUGUGACACCUUUGCUGAAUACUCCCGGCAGUGUGCUCAUGCUGGUGGGCAGCCCCUGAACUGGAGAACCUCAAAACUGUGCUCCAAGAAGUGUCCUUACAACAUGCAGUACGAGGAGUGCAACUCCCCCUGUGCUGAUACAUGCACAAAUCCUGAACGAUCUCAGUUUUGUGAAGAACACUGUAUUGAUGGUUGUUUCUGCCCCCCAGGGACUGUAUUUGAUGACAUCAACAAUUCUGGCUGCAUUCCCCAGCAGCAGUGCUCCUGUAUUUACAAUGGCAACACCUACGCUACAGGAGCUUCUUUUUCAGAGCCGUGCCAGACCUGUACCUGCAAUGGAGGCCAGUGGAGCUGCCAAGACAUGUCAUGCCCAGGAAUAUGUUCAGUAGAGGGAGGUUCACACAUUUCCACAUAUGACAAAAAACGUUAUGAUCACCACGGAGACUGCACCUACGUCCUUUCUAAGGACUGCAAAGAUGAAACAUUCACCAUCUUGGUAGACCUACGCAAAUGUGGCCUAACAGACACUGAGACAUGCUUAAAGACAGUGACCCUCAACAUGAACAAAGGACAAACUGUCAUUGAGGUCAGACCUGAUCGUAGUGUGUUUGUGAACUCAAUCUACACCCAGCUGCCCAUGUCAGCAGCUAAUGUCACCAUGUUCAGACCUUCAUCAUUCUUCAUGAUCAUGCAGACAAACUUUGGAGUCCACCUUGAAAUCCAGUUCAUACCUAUAAUGCAAGUGUUUGUGCGACUGGAUCCUAUUUUCAAAGACCAGACUUGUGGUCUCUGUGGAAACUUCAAUAAUAUCCAAACUGAUGACUUCAAGGUCAUAAGUGGAAUAAUUGAAGGAACAGCAACAGCAUUUGCUAAUACAUGGAAAACUCAGGCUUCAUGCCCCAAUAUCCAGCAGAGUUUUGAGAACCCUUGUGCACUCAGCAUUGAUAAUGAAAAAUACGCUCAGUAUUGGUGUGGACUGCUAACUAACAGCACAGGACCUUUUGCUGAUUGCCACUAUGCAGUGAAUCCCGCUGUUUACCACACGAACUGCAUGUUUGACACAUGUAACUGUGAAAAUAGUGAGGACUGUCUGUGUGCAGCCCUGUCUUCCUAUGUGAGAGCUUGUGCUGCAAAAGGAAUCCAGCUGCAGGGAUGGAGGACUGAUGUCUGCACAAAAUACACCACCUCAUGUCCCAAAUCCCUAAGCUACAGCUAUACCAUCUCUUCCUGUCCACCCACUUGUCGGUCUCUGAGUGAGCCUGAUGUCACAUGCAACAUUAAGUUUGUCCCAGUUGACGGCUGCACCUGCGUAAACGGAACCUACAUGGAUGAGAGUGGCAAAUGUGUGCCUGCUACUGAAUGCCCCUGCUACUACAGAGGAUCUCCCAUACCAUUUGGAGAAGUUGUCCAUGAAAAUGGGCAAGUAUGCUCUUGUGUCCAGGGAAGACUGAAUUGCAUUGGAGCACCGAAUCCAACUCCAGUCUGUGAAUCUCCCAUGGUCUACUUUGACUGUAGAAACACCACUGCAGGAAAAACUGGAGCAGAAUGUCAAAAAAGUUGCCAGACUCUGGAUAUGCAGUGUUAUAGCUCACAAUGUACAUCUGGCUGCAUGUGCCCAAAUGGGCUUGUGUUAGAUGGAAAUGGUGGUUGUAUUCCUGAAGAUGAAUGUCCUUGCAUUCACAAUGAAGCCAUGUAUCAGCCUGGGGAAAAGAUCAACUCUGACUGUAACACCUGUGUAUGCAAGAAUAGGAAGUGGGAAUGUACCAAAAAUCAGUGUCUGGGCACUUGUGCUAUUUAUGGAGAUGGUCAUUAUAAUACCUUUGAUGACAAAACCUUCAGCUUCAAUGGAAAUUGUGAAUACACACUAGUGCAGGACCAUUGUGGCUCAGCCAACGGAACCUUCAGGGUUGUCACUGAAAAUAUUCCUUGUGGCAACGCUGGGACAACUUGCUCAAAAUCCAUCAAAGUCUUCUUAGAGAGCUAUGAACUGAUACUUGGUGAAGAACAUGUCAGUGUAGUAAAGAGAGGACAAAACGAUGAGGUGCCAUAUACAAUCCGCUAUAUGGGUAUGUACUUGGUAAUUGAGACCACAAGCGGACUGAUCCUCAUGUGGGACAAGAAAACCAGCAUCUUCAUCAAGCUCAGCCCUGAUUUUAAGGGCCAGAUCUGUGGCCUCUGUGGAAAUUAUGAUGGCAACAGCAUCAAUGACUUUACUACAAGGAGUCAAUCUGUAGUAGAGAAUGUCCUAGAGUUUGGAAACAGCUGGAAAGUAUCCUCUACAUGUCCUGAUGCUAACGACAUCAAGGACCCAUGUUCUACCAACCCUUACCGAAAGUCCUGGUCAGAGAAGCAGUGUAGCAUCAUCAACAGCAACGUCUUUGCUGCCUGUCACUCUCAGGUUGAACCAGCAAAAUAUUACCAAGCUUGUGUGACAGAUGCUUGUGCCUGUGACACUGGAGGAGACUGUGAUUGCUUCUGUACAGCAGUAGCUGCCUAUGCCCAAGCAUGCAGUGAAGUUGGUGUAUGCGUAGCCUGGAGAAGCCCAUCAAUUUGUCCACUGUUCUGUGAUUACUACAAUCAACAAGGAGAAUGUGAAUGGCACUAUAAGCCUUGUGGAGCCUCCUGUAUGAAGACCUGUAGGAACCCAAGUGGAAAAUGCCUCAAUGACUUGCCAGGUUUAGAAGGCUGCUACCCUAACUGCCCACCAGACAAGCCAUAUUUCCAUGAGGAUCAGAUGAAGUGUGUUAGUCUCUGUGACUGUUAUGAUGAUGAAGAUGGAAAGAUAUAUAAACGAGAUGAAUGUAAUAUAUGGUAAGCUUUAACAUACCAGCC